Messenger RNA from Neoarthrinium moseri, 2253 nucleotides. RefSeq lists its product as uncharacterized. Bases 1 to 2253 code for a protein of 750 amino acids. The transcript has 6 exons. NCBI's taxonomy places the organism in Eukaryota, Fungi, Ascomycota, Sordariomycetes, Amphisphaeriales, Apiosporaceae. Gene Ontology annotation, molecular function: GTPase activity; microtubule binding; GTP binding. The record is from RefSeq and is a predicted model, not a curated record. Gene Ontology annotation, cellular component: membrane; microtubule; cytoplasm.
AUGGUCGCUACGUCAGGUGCAGAGAUAGCAAGUGGCAACGUCGCCACGUUGACCAAGGUCGACAAGCUACGUGAGCUGAUCGGCACGCGAAUCUCACUUCCUCAGAUCGUCGCUGUUGGUGACCAGAGCGCUGGUAAGAGCUCCGUCUUGGAGGGUAUCACCGGGUUCGCCUUCCCUCGUGGCGCGGAGCUCUGCACUCGAUAUGCUACGCAGAUCACCUGCUGCCGGCAGCCCGAGCAGAGCGUUACAGUAUCCAUCAUCCCCCAUCAGGAUGCCACGGAUGUUGAAAAGAACAGGCUGAAGCAGUUUCGAGAGGCACUCACGGAUAUGGACGAUGAGAAACUUGCUGCUAUCUUCACCAAGGCAAACGCCGCCAUGGGAAUUCAGAUCAGCUCGGACGAAAACAACGAGACAGUUACCACGGCCUUCCCAGCCUUCAGCGAGCAUAUUCUCAAGAUCGAGAUAUGCGGCCCCGGCCAAGAGCACUUCACAGUGAUUGACGUUCCGGGUAUAUUUCGACGAGAGACAGCUGGUCUGACCACAGAACGUGACAUUAAUCUUGUCCGAAAGAUGGUCAAGAAAUUCAUGAGUAAUGAAAGAACCAUUAUCCUCGCCAUUAUACCGAGCAAUGUUGAUGCAGCUACUCAAGAAAUCCUGAAACUGGCCAAAGAAGUCGACCCAACCAUGACUCGAACCAUGGGAGUCCUGACCAAGCCUGACUUGAACAUCGAACGAGCUACCCAGAAGAUUGCCAUCGAUCAUGUCACAGGCAAGAGGAGCGAUUUGACAAUGGGUUACUACAUUGUCAAGAAUCGUGGCUCCGAUGAUGACAAGAAGUCUCUUAAGGAAUGCCAGCGUGAUGAAGCACAGUUCUUUGCUCAGGAGCCUUGGUCUAUCCUCCAGAGCACCGGCCGAGCUGGUACCAGUGCUCUGAAGAUCCAAGUGCGCAAGGUCUUGUCUAAUCUCAUCAAAAGCGAGUUCCCCAAGUUGAAGCAGGAGGUGAGUAGCGAGCUCGAGCACCUUCACAAGCGACGUGAUGCCAUGGGGGUCUCGCGAAACAACCCACAGGCGCAAAGGGCUUUACUGAGCACUAUAUGUACUCGGUUCCAGUCCAGCGUCCGUGAUGGGCUCGAUGCGAACUACAUGACCAACAAGAGUCUCUUCAGUCACGAUAGCCUCCGGCUGAUCACGAGAGUUUUGGAACUGAGCGAAAUAUACUCGGAGAUUAUGACCAAACAGGGUAGAACGCGGCGGUCUGAGAAUGAAUUGGAAAACGACAAAUCCGAGUUGAUCGCAGAUGCUGAAUCUUGCAUUGAUGCGAACAGUAAGGACGACUCAAUCACCUCAGGCGUCGAUAGCGACAUUCGACUUGUUAUCCCUCACGCAUUCAAGCAGCACAUCGAUGGAAAAUCAAGCAAGGCCGUCAAUCUCAACGAUUUCCCUGAGUUGGACUCAAUUCUGAAGCUUGAUGACUCACUCCAUGUGGGAGAUGAAGACAUAAUGACCUACAUCAGGUCGAUGUACAAUCAAAGUCGUAGCGCUGAUCUUGCUUCUUUUGGUGGUUGGCUACUUGCCAGUCUGUUCAAAGAGCAGUCGAAAAACUGGGAGCCUUUGACGCUACAGUAUGUCAGCAUCGCCAUUUGUUUCGUCCAUCACUUCAUGAAGGAGGCCCUGCAUGAUGCCUGUCUCGACAAAGCCAUCUUCGAAACACUCUGGAAUGAUCUAUUGAUCGAAGGCCUUCAAAGUGCAUAUGCUCGAGCAAUGAAUCACGCCAAAUUUCUGCUGCAAGUUGAUCAAGGUGGUCGACCCUACACGCUGAAUCACUAUUUCAACGACAACCUGCAGAAGGCUCACAGUCAACGCCUAACAGCUAAAACGAAGGGCUCUCAGGUCACUUCAAAGGAUGGAGAUCAAGCAUUUAUUUCAGUGGAGAAGCUGAAGAAUAUUGUCAUCAAUAAGGCAAACUCUGAACAUGCUUGUGAGCAUAUCCAUGACGUCCUCCAAAGCUAUUACAAGGUUGCGAUGAAACGUUUUGUCGACAACGUCUUCCAGCAGGCGGUGGAUCACUUCUUGUUAAUUGGUGAUGAGAGCCCUCUCAAAAUCUUUACACCCGAGCUCAUCAUGAGCCUGGAUGACGAACAACUUGAGAUGAUUGCUGGGGAGGACAUUUCGGUCAAAGCUCAGAGGGACAAGCUUGACGCGGACAUAGCCGACUUCAAAGCGGCCCUGAAUGUUCUGCGAGGAAUGAAGUAG